CUGGAAUCUGGAAAUUUAGAAAAUUUUGCGCAAUGAUCUUCUGCGCAGACGCUCGACGCUCAUCAUGGCUGAGUUCCGAUACUCACUGCCAGUACUAGUAAAAUCUAUAAUAUACGUGACCUGAACUAUAAUAUAUAUUUUCAGUACUGGUGAGUGAAUAUCGGAACGCAGCCCGUGUAACGGCCUUAAGGUAUAGGCUCGCCUAGCGAUCAUCUGUUCACCAUCCAUGAUUGACAACUUCUGUUGCUCCCACAUUCAGUAGUUCCUCGUGGUUCCUCGUUCUUUGAGAUUACACGUUGCCAAGGAACGUGCCAAAAAUUAGUUACUUAGUUGCGUUGCGGAAGCGUGAACGAUUGUCUCCACGUGAGUUAUCCGUGAGAAUUUAUUAGAAAAAAAAAAAGAAAGAGCGCGUAGUAGAGUUCGAGUCGCUCGAUUAUGUGCGCGAAAAUGGCCUUUCAACAUCAGCCGGGUACCGCGAUGGAGUGCCUAAGCAUACCAAUUACAUUACAUAAAGAAACAGAAAUCAAUGAAAAUGGCGAAGAAGUAAUGAAGUGUGGAUUUAAAAUCGGUGGUGGCAUUGACCAGGACUUUACAAAAAGUCCACAAGGAUAUACAGACAAUGGUAUAUAUGUAACAGAAGUUCAUGAUGGAUCACCAGCAGCAAAAAGUGGUCUUAGGAUGCAUGACAAAAUUUUACAGUGUAACGGAUACGACUUUACAAUGGUAACUCACAAGAAAGCAGUUUCUUACAUAAGAAAGCAUCCAGUAUUAAAUCUUUUAGUAGCUCGUAAAGGUGUUACCAGUACUUAAAGAUAUGCCAAAAGAGAUUUUUAUUGUUUAUCAGAUAUUUAUUUUAUAUUAUACUUUAAGGAGGUUUGCCUAUCCAAUCUAUUUUUCUGCCAAAUAUUACAAUAAGUAGCAACCUCUCUCUAUGAAGUAAUACGUAGAAAUUAAUUCAAUGCAUAUAAGAUAAUGUUGAAUCAUGGAGUUGAAAAAGUUGAUUUCUUUGUUAUUUCAAGGCUGAAGUAAAUAGAUGUUAUGCUAAUCUGAUAUUAUUAGCACCUUUAUAAAAAAGUUUAAAAAGAGAUGCCAAAGUAUAAUAAUGUUGCAUUUAGUUAUAUAUCUUUGACUAUAAUGAUAUAGAUAAUCUUUCUUCAUAUAUAUAUAUAUAUGUGUGUGUGUGUGUGUGUGUGUGUGUGUGCGCGCGCGCGUGUGUGAAUUUUUAUCAAGAAUUAUUAUAUUGUAUGCAUCUUCUUUAGUGUAUUGUAAUCAUUAAAUCUACCUUAUUUUAUAAUUUUAUAGUCAAAGACAUACAUAGACAUAAUAUCGAUUUUUGUAAUUAUAUAUUCUAAUUUCAAUUGUUUAAAGAAUUAAUACUUCUGAAAAAAAAUAUUGGGGAACUUUCCAAAAUCUUUCAUAAUCAUACAAAUAUUCAUAUUAUUCAAUAUAAAAAAAGUUAUUUUCUCUAAAAUAUUUUUUAAAGAACAUUUUCUUAUACCAGACUUCAGACAUAAUUAUUAAUUAUUUUAGUAUACGUUUUAUAUUGUUAUUAAAAUUAUUGUGAUAAAGUAAUCUACUUUUUAAAGUGCA
Molecule: messenger RNA, 1590 nt
Organism: Pogonomyrmex barbatus (red harvester ant)
Lineage: Eukaryota; Metazoa; Arthropoda; Insecta; Hymenoptera; Formicidae
Product: tax1-binding protein 3 homolog
Biological process (GO): embryo development; receptor clustering; establishment or maintenance of epithelial cell apical/basal polarity
Cellular component (GO): cell junction; basolateral plasma membrane
Molecular function (GO): protein kinase binding
Source: RefSeq, a predicted model, not a curated record